AGUUUCAUGGAAGAACGCAAGAUAGUUCCAUUUGAAAAUAUUUCAAGCUUCCGAAGGGAAGAACAUGAUCAGGAUGUUCAAGUUCAAGAUGAAUCAGGUCAGCAAAGCAGCUGCAAGGAAUUCAAUGAAGAUACUGAUCAAAAUGACGAGACAAACGAUUUCUCUCUCGGAUUCAUCAACAGCGACCCGAACGACAACUUUCUAGACGUCGACGGAAACAUGGAAGUCUACUCAAGCUCUCCGAGCUUUGAGGUGGUUGAGGAAAUCAAAGUUAACCAUGGACUUUUCGUCUCAACCCGUCAAGUGGCAGAUACAUUCUUUCACCAACUCGUGCCUUGUCAAACGGUCCAAGUCCACCUAAACCCCGUAUCCUUAUUCGGCAACAACUUCUCGGUAGAGAAAUCGGCUUCUCGAACGAGAUCGGAGAUCAUCAGUGCUGAUGAUUCCAUCUUCGCAAAGUUGAAGGCAUUUGGGACCAAGUCAAUGAAGACAUGGUGGACAAUAGCCAGUGCAUUAAUUUGCACUAUUGCUUUUCUUUUGAUGAAUAUGGUGAAUAUUGAGAAAAUGGAUAUAAAUGGUUUGGCUUCAAGGACUACUUCUAGAGUACUUGAAGGGAAUCAUGAUCAAAAGGGUUGCACUAAUAUUGUUCUUUGUAGGCACAAGGAAGAAAAGGUUUCGGCUGUGAACAUAAGAGGUGUGUUUUUGAAGAAAAUGGGGAUUUUUCUCACCAUUUCAUUUGCUCUUUGUUCCAUGUGGGCAAACCACAAUAUGACUUAUUGCUGAUUCUGUUUAGUUUCCACACCAAUGUGUAUUUUUCAUAUAUUUUUUUUUUAAUGUUUUCAUACAACAUUAGUGUUAAC
Molecule: messenger RNA, 860 nt
Organism: Morus notabilis
Lineage: Eukaryota; Viridiplantae; Streptophyta; Magnoliopsida; Rosales; Moraceae
Product: NAC domain-containing protein 86-like
Exons: 2
Source: RefSeq, a predicted model, not a curated record